CACCGGACUCUGCCUUCAGUGUGCCCCGCCUAAGAGCCUUCAGUCGCUAAACUGCACCAGUUGGGGACCUGACCCAGGGCUCACUGCUUGAUCGCCCGGAGCUGCAGCCGGCGGGGCCCUCCGCCGAGCGCCCCCCAAGGUAGGCGAGCCCUGGAUGGCUGUGUGUGGCCCGCACUUGAGGCCCGCCAGGUGAGGGGACGCCAGGUGACCUUGGAGCGGGUCACCACCCAGCGAAGCUUUGCACCCUGGGAAGUUUCCUGGAAACGAGGGAAGAGAUCUUGGGAGAGGUGAAGAGGGUGUUUCUUUGAACCUCUCUUCUGGGUUCGGAUUCCCUGAUCCACAAGUUUCGAGAAAGAGAGAAAGUUGCCUUUCCGCUUCAAUGGAAUCGACCCCAGUGCACACACACAGGCUUGCUUAUUUAGGCUGUCACUGUCGUCUGGUCCCUUAACCAGAAGUCCGGAGUCUUCUGUCCGCUUGUGUGAGUGGGCCCUGGAGAAAAGUAACUCGGAAAACGCUGCCAUCUCCCUGGAGGGGCGUCUCUGCUUCCGCGAUUUUUGGCAGCAAAGCAUUCAGAUGUUGUGGUGGAGCGGGCUCCUAAUCCUGGAAGAGACUUCUGCGGCCCAGGAGGGAGAAGUACUUCCAUGUUGUUCCACACCGUAGACCCACGAAGUUGAAGCUGCCAAAUUGAGUUCGGCUGAAACAAAAAGAGAGCCAGCAUUCAUCAUGACAACUGUAACCGUGACCUCAGAAGUUCCCCCAAGAAGUAAAAGAGAAGACGACUCUGUCUUAUAUGGAUCUACGUCAGCUUACAUCACUGAAGAAACCGAGUACGUGAGAAAGAUUCGAACUACCCUGGAAAAGAUCCGAAGUCACAUGUUUACAGAUGAACAAGGACAUGGCAAUGCCAGUCACAAACUGGAUGUGGGGGUACGCUCUGGAACAAUUCAGAAUGGAUCUGAUUCCACAGCAGACCCCACCAGUUUGGAUUUGCUUCUGGAAAACAUGAGAAGAAAAGACCAGCAGCUGCUAGAAAUGAACAAAGAAAAUGAAGUGUUGCAAAUCAAGCUGGAAGCUUCCAGAGAAGCAGGAGCAGCAACUUUGAGAAACGUGGCGCAGAGAUUGUUUGAGAACUACCAAACACAAUCCGAGGACCUGAAGAAAAAGCACGAGGACAGUAAACAUUUGCUGCAGAUAAACAACCUUGAAAAGGAGCAGGCAUUAAAGCAACAAGCUGAAAGCCUGAGUCAACUUUCAGGAAAACUCGAAGAAAAACACGUCCAAAUCAUAGGGCUGGAGAACCGUGUACAGAGGAUGGAAAACGAAAAGAAAACACUCCUAGAGAAAAAAUCGUGUUUGGAAAGGAAGCUGCUGCAACUCGGGCCCAAUGCUGCACAUUCCAAAAGCUGCCGGCAUCUUCAGUCAGAGAUUUCCACCCUCCAGGAGCAGAUCUGUCAUCUGCAAUUCGUGAUUCACUCCCAGCACCAGCACCUGCACAGCAUCAUCCAGGAGAUGGAAGGACUAAAAAAUACUUUAAAGGAACAAGAUAAAAAAAUCGAACAUUUGAAAGAAAAGGUCGACACACUUGAAGCCCAGAAUAAAGAACUGAAAACCAAGGUGGCACAUUGGACAGAAACUCCUAGGACAUCAGUAUCUAAGGCUGUCUCUACAAGCGAAUUGAAGACUGAGGGUGCUUCUCCCUACUUGAUGUUGAUUAGGCUACGGAAAUGAGCUGUCUGGAUGAAGCUCUGACAGAGGACUGCGGAGAUCUUACUUAUUCCUUGAAAUGCAGUUUCAGCUCCCAAGUUAAAUUGAUGUCAUGCCAGUAUUUAUUUAAAUGUAACUUAUUAUACAUCAGUUGCCUAAUAGGAAGGUGAUAUUUUAGGCAAUUCAGCAAAUGUCUAUGCAAGAGAAGAAACUCCACCCCUCCCCCCCAAAAAAAAACAACUUAACUUAAAAGACCAAGAAAUCAGGAUCUUUCCUACAUGGAAGAUGAAUUCUGCUUUAAACCUAAUAAAAAAUAAAAUUUGAUUUUAUAUCCUCAAAUACUUUACUAAGGGUGCUCCUUUAAGGUUGUCAGAUUUGACCGUUGAUAGCAGUUUUUCUAUGUAUAAGUAAAGGAAAGUGUGUAAAAUUUGUGUAUGAAUGAAUAAUGUAAUUUAAUUUGAUUUUUGGAUAAUAAAUAUCUCACUAUGUCAUAGUCUCAUCUCUCACCCUGUUUUUAAAAACAGGUGUGUACUGGUUGAUAUAAAGAGGAAGUAAAGAGAUUCUCUUAGGCUUGUUUGAGACAGAAUGCUGGACUCUGAGGUUGAGAAUCAUGGCUGUCUAGUUGCCUCUACCACCUUAGAAGGCCAUUGCUCUUUAGGGAUUCCAGAUUGCUAGAGGAAAACCACACACACACACACACACACACACACACACACACACAUAUGGCUGCACAUGGUGCAUUUUACUUUGGUACUCAUUUUCUUCUUCAUAUUAAUGCUAUCUAAAAUAAUUAGGUAGAAGGACAGAACAUGGCAACAACAUAAUGUAAUCAUUAUCUCCAUAAUAAUGUAAACUGUUCAGCUCAGUGGAACAAUGGCUGCUAUCCAAGCCAGGAAGAAUCCUAGUUUCUGAGCUGGAAUGUUAGGGCUGGCAUUUUUGUGAAAGUGUGCACAAAUUCUGAUGCAUGCCUGCAUUUAAGGCGAGGCUUGUGAGGGCUAUGAGUUACAAACAAACCCAAACCUCAGAAAUGCUGACCUGCAGGAAAGCAGACCACGUUUCUGUUGAAUAAAGAGAGAGGCACUUGGUCAUUCUCCUAGUUUGGGUUACUAUCACUGUGAUGAAACAUCAUGACCAAAGGAAAUUGGAGAGGAAAGGGUUUAUUUGGCUUACACUUCCAUAUAACUGUUUAUCACUGAAGGAAGUCAGGACAGGAACUCAGGAAGGCCCCUAACCUGGAAGCAGGAGCUGGUGAGGAGGCCACAGAAGGAUGCUGCUUACUGGCUUGCUCCCUGUGGCUUGCUCAGCCUGCUUUCUCAUAGAACACAGGACCACCAGCCUAAAGGUGGCCCCACCCACAAUGUGCUGUGCUCUUUCCCAUUGAUUACUAAUUAAGAAAAUGGAUCCUAUGGAGGCAUUUUCUUAACUGAGGCGCCAUCCUCUCUGAUGACUCUAGCUGUGUGAAGCUGACAUAAAACUAGUCAGUACAGUCAUGCAAAAGAAAACUUUCCCUUAAGCCUUGGGGCAUUCUCUCAGGAAAGAUGCUUCCAAUCUGUCCAAUUGCCAUGUGAAAUAUAUUACCUUUUAAGUAUUUAAGUGCAUGUACAGGUGAAGUAACAUGAUGUAUUUAUAAAUCCAUCCAUUUAAAGCAGUCCUGGAAAUUUUACAUAAUAAUAUUUUUUGGUGUUAUUGCUAACAUGUCUACUGAUUGCUAGAUAUUCUAAAUUAAUUUUUAGAUUUAUUUAUUUUAUUGUAUGUCUAUGAAUGUUAUGCCUGUGUGUAUGUAGGUGUACAUUCCUGGGGCCCAUGGAGCUCAGAAGAGGUCAUCAGAUCCCCAGGGAAUGAAGUUACAGAUGGUUGUAAGGCACUAUGUGGGUGCUGGAAAUUGAACCCCAUUUCUUUGCAAAAACAAGUACUCUUAAUCAUUAAGCCAUCUCUUCAGCCAUGUUUACUAGAUUUUAAAAUACAGAUAUAUUUAGGAUGUAAUUAUCCUAUGUCAAGAAAAUUCCAACCCUCUUACUGUAUAAAUUCUUUUACUCUUCCCUAAAGCCUUCACAAACAGAUCCAAACUACUAUCCUUGUUUUUGUAAAGAAGAUAUAUGAAAGCAAUGAAGAUACUGGCCCAGCCCCAACAGUAGACAUAGAUCUGAACCUUUUGACUCUACAUGGAUAAUUUAUAAUUCUUUUUGUUCAGUUGAGGGUCUAAGAUGGUGCUCAGCUAUGCUGAUGUCUUCCUUCUUGCCUCAGUGAACAGACACUCAGCAUCUCUGAUGGCUGUGGAUGGCAGUCAGGAACAUUGCUUACUGCUAACAGGAUCACUUCUACUAUAAUAGUUUAUUCUAAAGUAAAGACACUGUUGAAUAUUGUAUUGAUCGUGGUAUGCUAUUUUCACUGUUUUUUUGUUUGUUUGUUUGUUUUUGUUUUUGUUUUUGUUUUCUUCAAGAUAGAGUUUAUCUGUGUAGCCUUAGCUGUCCUGGACUCACUUUGCGGACCAGGAUGGCCUCAAACUCACAGAGACUGGCCCGCCUUUGCCUCUCAGAGUGCUGGGAUUACAGGCAUAACUAAUUACCAUGUCCGACUAGUAUGCUAUUUUUAAAUCUGAAACACAGUUUGGCACAUUAUAGAUGAGACAGUCACUCAUGAUGUAUGGUUUACUUUGGAACCAUCUUUAGACUGCUUGAAACAAACAAACAAACAAACAAACAAACAAACAAAAAAAAACAGUGAGCCAUGUCUGAGUCCAGAAAGACUUCAAAUGCGUGUCUUUGUAGUAGUGUCGCAUUUCUUACCUGAGGCUCACUUUCAACAUUCUGUGGUUUUGGCUUUUAUUAUUUGAAAUGUUUUUAGAAAUAAAUAGUACUGAGUAAUGAAAAGACACAACAACUAUUACUGUGCAAGUACUAUCUGCUAAGGAAAUAGAGGCGAAAACCACUGGUUCUUUUGUGGUUUCGAUAACUUGCUUUAAUUGCACUAGUCAAUGUAUUGGAUAGAAAUGUCUGAGAUGAGCCAUGAACUCAUAUGUAAAACCAGGAAAUAAAAUGAAAUAUAGAUCUGUGUUGUGCAGCAAUUUCUCUGAGAUAAAAACCUCCCAUUUUGGAGAGAAAAUUAAUAAAAAGGGGGAUGUCUAAUGUUCUAUUCUGCAGACUGCUCCUAAAGCUCAGAAAGUUAACAACUGAAAGGUUUUAGGAAGUCCAUGAAGCUGAGCAGUUUCUGUAAGCCUUUCCUUCCCCAAGCCUAUAUUAGCAGGCUAGACUGAUGAAACACAUUCUCAGACAGGCUGAAUUGCCUAGAAGAAGUUCGGAACAGUAAAACCACCUGGACGAGAGAGAGAACCCCCAAGCCAUCCAGAGCAGGCUGAGAUGAUCUGGAUGCCUGAAAGACUCACUUUCCAAGUUAGCAAUAUGUCUGUUAAGUUGCACAGUCAGCUCCAGGUUUUCAGCUUUCAUGGGAUGUCUCCUGUGCUGUGGGAGGAGGGAGACUGUGGUGAUACAGCUGUCUUUGAGUCAUGUAUGUUCCUUUAAGUAGCCCCUCACUCCUAUUCUCGUAAUCCCAAUAAUAUUUUAUUUGUUCAUCAAGUUGAAUUUUUGUGGUAUCCAUACUUUGAUCUGUGGUUGGUUCCCUAAUUGGUGUGAAUAGGUGUUUGUUCUUAUCAUGUCUCUUCAGGAAUAGUGUCAUUCAAAAAUCUCCCUUCAUUCCAUGAAUGUGCAAAUUUUUACAAAAUAUUAUUAUAAUAAAUUUACAAAUUAUAUAUUUGA
Messenger RNA from Meriones unguiculatus (Mongolian gerbil), 5456 nucleotides. It is a transcript of the gene Ccdc68, whose product is annotated as coiled-coil domain containing 68. Gene Ontology annotation, biological process: intracellular signal transduction. The coding region runs from base 724 to 1728 and encodes 334 amino acids. The transcript has 12 exons. The record is from RefSeq and is a predicted model, not a curated record. NCBI's taxonomy places the organism in Eukaryota, Metazoa, Chordata, Mammalia, Rodentia, Muridae. Gene Ontology annotation, cellular component: intracellular anatomical structure.